UUCUCAAUAACAAGUCAAAGACGGGUUUAGUGGUGGAAGCAUUUAGUUUCUCUCAUUCUCUAUACUCACCAAAUUCUUAUACCAUCAUCAUCAUCAUGGAAGAGGAUGCUGCUACUACUCCAAAUGCUAACGAUAGAGACAGCAAGUUCAUAAUAAAAUCUGUUAAAGAAGCAUAUGAAGCUGUUGAAUCUGGUGAUGGAUACCCAUAUGGUGCACUGAUUGUUCGAAAUGAUCAUGAAGUUGUUGUAAGCACUCAUAACAUGGUUUUAAGAAACAAAGAUCCCACUGCUCAUGCUGAGAUCACUGCUAUAAGGGAGGCUUGUCAAACGCUGGAUCGAAUUUCCCUAGCUGACUGUGAACUAUAUGCUUCUUGUGAACCUUGUCCAAUGUGCUUUGGUGCUAUUCAUUUUUCAGAUAUUAAGAGAAUGGUUUAUGGAGCCUCAGCAGAAGUGGCAGGAUCAAUUGGAUUUAGUAAUUAUAUUGGCACGGGCACUGAUUUUCAUCGGUUCGAGAUCAAAAAGAUAGAUGGUAUUGCUGCUGAAAUUGCAGAAGAAGUGUUUGAGAAGACAAAACAAUCGCUUUAACCAUCAUGGUAAAAGAGUAUACAAGUUACACUUGUUCAGGAAAAUCCAGUUUACUAUCAGAAAGAACUAUUUAAGUUGUUUUAAUUAAAACUACUUCUUGGGUGUUAUUAUAGUAGAACAAGUGAAAUAUUAGCAGCAUAACAAAUAUGUGUGCCUCAUCGUUAAUAUGUUUGUGGACUCCUUUGAGAAUUGAUGACUACAAUAAAGAUGCACUUACUAUUGUUAGUAUUAAUGUUUUCUUGUUGAGUAUUGUAUGUUUGACUUGAGGUAAUACAAAAAUGAUCGUUGAUGCUUAAAUUUAUGAA
This is a messenger RNA of Medicago truncatula (barrel medic), 889 nucleotides long. Its product is annotated as guanosine deaminase. The coding region runs from base 96 to 584 and encodes 162 amino acids. Gene Ontology annotation, biological process: purine nucleoside catabolic process. Lineage: Eukaryota; Viridiplantae; Streptophyta; Magnoliopsida; Fabales; Fabaceae. Gene Ontology annotation, molecular function: zinc ion binding; guanosine deaminase activity. The record is from RefSeq and is a predicted model, not a curated record. The transcript is spliced from 4 exons.